Blumeria graminis f. sp. triticale is the source of this 1233-nucleotide messenger RNA. The record is from the annotation of a GenBank genome assembly. Lineage: Eukaryota; Fungi; Ascomycota; Leotiomycetes; Helotiales; Erysiphaceae.
AUGUUUUUCCUGUCGUGGGAAUUAUGGCAAAAGAUGACUUUUGUUCUGGGCCUAGGCAUAUCCUGUGUGUUUUUACUUGGAUGGAUUAAACUGUUAUGGAAAGUUAGAAGCGAAAAGAGACACGAGAUCGUCGACGAAGAAAAACGAUCCAAAAUCAGAGAACUGAAAAUUAGUGGUCGUAGCCUUGAGUCGCGAGGGAAACCGGAAAUACCCUUUGGCGUGAGAGCCAUUCAAAGUGGUAUUCAGGUAGAUGGAAUCUGGAUAUCAAAUCCAAAUACUCCGGUCCCCAGUGAAUUAAAUCUUGUAUCAAUCCCAAAUGAAUCAUCUGAUGAAUCCGGCUCAAGCGACCAACGCUUAUCACCCAGUACACUGGCGCCACCACGCUUACGGCCAAAGCUUCGUGUCCGGUCCCUCGGUCGACCAGAUAGCUAUGGCGGUCGAAGAUUCCCCGAGACUCUUCAAGAUAUUACGGAGGGGAGUGUCGCUCGCACAACAUACAAGCCUCGAAACUCGUCACAUCUACGAUAUGCUGAUAGCCACGAAAGCGAGCCAGAAACGAUUGAACAGAACGACGAAAAGCUGAGUUCAAAGAAGAAAAUGCAAAGUCCUCGUAUUCGAGUACCACCCAGGGUAUACAUAGACGCAGACUCCUCCGCAGCAGAUAGCGAACGUAACUCUGGAACGUCAGACGAGUCUGAUGCCUCUCUCUCUCAAGAUCCGACGACAAUUGAUGAACGCCGCAGUCUGACCGCGUCUGGUAUGCUUUCUACUCCCUCUCCCACACUACAGCCAUCUAGGGGCAGUUUGCAAAGGAUCAGUACCACGCCGGCGCUCCCGCAAAAUCCUAGCGCUGAAACUAUAACGUCCAUCGGGGAACCCUUUGCCGCGGAGUGUACACGUCUACUUCAUUCUGAGCCGUCGCAAUUCCAAAAGCAUGAUGACCUACAAUUUCAUCUAACAUUACCUUUUUGCGAUCGAGUUCCAUCGCUCUCAACCCCUACUGAUCUUCAUAUGAACUCCAACACUCGCCAAGUUAAUCCUGGAUUUGAGGUCCUGCCCGCUGGCACCUUUGGGAAACCAGCUGAGCUUAGCAUGCCUAUCGAAGCAGCUGAACAAUCAAAUGAGCACAGAGAAUGUGAUCAGAAACCAACAGAAAAAAAGACUCCAGCGAAACUUCAGAAAAAACCCCGCUCACCAACCUUGGAGCAGACUGGUCUUGCUGGUGGACCUUGA